CUGGAAGCCAUGCAUCGUCGUCCGUCAUGCAUAGCCUCGAGCGUGUGAUCAUUCACUUCGAUUACGACGCCUUCUACGCGUCCGUCUAUGAAGCCAAGAAUCCCGCGCUCAAGAACGUGCCCUUUGCCGUACAGCAGAAGCAAAUCAUCGUGACCGUCAACUACAAAGGCCGAGAGAGAGGCCUACACAAGCUGCAGCUCGUCAAGGAGGCGCGCCGCGUGUGUCCCGAAGUGGUCAUCGAGCUGGGCGAAGACCUCUCCAUCUUCCGUGACGCCAGUGUCGAACUCUUUCGCUUCAUUCGCUCCUUCUCAUGGAGCGAUCGAGCGGAGCGACUGGGCUUCGAUGAAGUCUGGCUGGACGUCACCGACAUGGUCGAGCAUAACCUGGACCUGCUCAACCGGAAUGAUCUUCGGCAUUCCUUCUUUCAGCUGUCUCGGGACGAUCCCACGCGCGGUUUCGCCUACGAUGCCACGUCCGUUGCAGGGCAUACGUAUCCCGAGGAUUACGCUGCACCUGCAGAUGCCGACGAUCUGACUCUCCGUCUUCGCAUCGGCUCUCACCUGGCUUUGCAUAUUCGGCACGGCCUCGAGAACACGCAGGGCUAUACCUGUACAGUAGGCGUAGCGACCAAUAAACUGCUGUCCAAGCUCGUGGGAACUUUGCAUAAACCCAAGAGCCAAACGACCAUAAUGCCGCCACUCAUAACUCGAGAUGGCAGACCAAGCAACGUCACAACAUUUCUGGAUAGCCACGACAUCGGCAAGAUUCCUGGUAUCGGAUUCAAAAUCUCUCAAAAGCUGCGCGAUCAUUAUUUGCAACGUCCGGCUGCCAUUGACGAAGGUCUAGUAUAUGGGGGCACCAAGGACAUUGUCACGAUUGCAGCAUUUCGAGCUCAACCUAAUAUCAACGCAGUCACCUUAGAGAAGCUGUUAGUGGGCCCUGGCUUUGCACAUGGAAUUGGUCACAAGGUCUGGAGUUUAAUCCAUGGCGACGACGACACUGAAGUCAGCCCCGCGCGAAAUGUUCCCAGCCAGAUCUCCAUCGAAGACAGCUACUUACGCCUAGAUACAAUGCCGGAACUUGUCCAGGAGUUUGAUCGACUUGGGCGCAGUCUCCUUGGCAGGAUGAGAGUAGAUCUGCUCGCUGAUGACGAUGAUGUUGAACCCGCCGAUACAGUGAACGCACGGGACAUGCCGAAACCGAUGGUGACGAAGAAAUGGCUCGCUCGUCCCCGGACACUGCGUCUCACGACGAGGCCGCGCAUGCCAUUACAGCCUGAUGGUACGAGAAUACGGUCGUUCAAGCGCAUCUCGCACUCGGCGCCCAUGCCGAACUUUGUGUUCAAUCUCAGCGAUAGCAUUGAUCAGCUGUCCGAGAAGCUCGUGCGAGAACACAUUCUCCCCAUGUUUCGCAAGCUGCACGCAGAAAAGUCGGGCUGGAAUUUAAGCCUGGUGAACUUGGCGGCGACAAACAUGGCAGAGACUGCAGGUAAUAGCAAGACGGCCAACGGCCGCGACAUCAAAGGCAUGUUCAUGAGACAGGACGAGGUUCUGAAGGACUUCCGCCUGUCGGAGGAGACAGAUGACCGUGGAGAGAGCAGCAGUGUGUCCGAUGCUGGACCACUCGACACCACGCGUCCUGCCAUACUCAGCCAGCCAGAAAACACCAGUACGUUUCCCGAGGACUAUGAAGACAGCAGUAGCUGGGAUGAAGAGGAAACCGAGGGCACGGAACUCUGCUGUUGUGGCGAAUGUGGCAUUCGGCUUCCUUCGUUUGCGAUGAGUGCGCAUUCACGAUUUCAUUCACACCUUCGCGAACCGCAGUGACCUAGGUACAUAACGUUGUCGGUUGACGACGUUACAGUAUUGAUGCUGCUGGAAUGGUGACCAGUCAGGUGCAUGUUCGUCGGAUGUGUGGCCACUGCCAGGUGACCAACGACCAAACCCGACAGCCGCUGUCGGAAGUGCGGGCAAGAAGUCAUGUAAAGUACAUGAUAAGGUAGGUAGGCACAGACGGGCUUUUUCUAGGAAGGAAGGCGCCUCUGAGCAGUGGUGUGCACUUGACACGACUGUACUUUUGAGGAGUGACAGACACAGUACCUCUAGGAGGUACAGCCAAAACCUGGAACGGCCCACCAAUGGGGUGGAGCUAGCUGGCCCACCGUCCCGGUUGCUGGAGCGGAUUAUGCAUAUCCUCGCCACUCCACUGGGUAGGUGGAUAAUGG
This is a messenger RNA of Sphaerulina musiva SO2202, 2224 nucleotides long. Its product is annotated as DNA/RNA polymerase. The coding region runs from base 27 to 1826 and encodes 599 amino acids. NCBI's taxonomy places the organism in Eukaryota, Fungi, Ascomycota, Dothideomycetes, Mycosphaerellales, Mycosphaerellaceae. The transcript has 4 exons. Gene Ontology annotation, molecular function: damaged DNA binding; DNA-directed DNA polymerase activity. The record is from RefSeq and is a predicted model, not a curated record. Gene Ontology annotation, biological process: translesion synthesis.